UUUAAAAAUGAAAAAUCAAAGUGUUUCACAUGAUAUCCAAAGAAAACAUAAAAGAAGAAAGAGUGAAACUCCUUGUCAACGUGAGGCACAGCUAUUCCGGGAUCGUGAAAAGAAAUGUGUAAAAAGAAUGUAUCCCAUCAGUAAUAGUAAACAAAAAAAACAAGAAAAUGAUGAAAUACAGAAAAGAGAAGGCA
Messenger RNA from Dentiscutata erythropus, 194 nucleotides. Lineage: Eukaryota; Fungi; Glomeromycota; Glomeromycetes; Diversisporales; Gigasporaceae. The record is from the annotation of a GenBank genome assembly.